AUGUAUAUUCUGGUGAAAUGGGUGAAUCAUAAUAAUUCUUUCACGGUUUUAAAAGAAACAGACGAAUAUGCGUCGAAGAAAAUUGGCGAAAUAAUAAAUGUUCUUUACGGAAAGGAAGCACAUGAAGGAGAAAUUCUGUGUCGAAACGAGAGUAAAGCAUUUUUGAAUAAAUUAGAAGUAAAUAAUAAAGGAGAAUUAGUAACAAAAAAGGCGAAGGAAAUUCAGAAAAUUAAGAAAAAUCAAGAAUCAAAUGGUCAGGAUAAAAAAAGUUUGAAUUCUGAAGAUUUGAAAACUUUAGUUACUGAGGGAUGUUAUCUUAAUGAUAAUCAUAUUUACAAAUUUCAAGAAUUAUUAGGAAUGCAGUCGAAUCAAGCAAUGAAUAUGCAAAGUACUCUACUUUUACAUGCACCUGAAAUGAUUACUCCAAUCGAUAGAAAUCAGAAACAUAUACAGAUACUGUUUAGCAUUGAUAAACCUGUAAAUUCAAAGAAUGAUGUUGGUCAUUGGAUUUGUACAUAUUAUGAUGGAAAACAACUUUUCAUUUAUGAUAGUGUUAACGCUAAAAAGUUACAUGCAGAUCAUGUAAUAUAUUUAAGUAAACUAUACCCUUUUAAGCCAAAUGUAUUUUUUCCACAAGUUCAAGAUCAAGGUAACGGAACUGAUUGUGGUUUGUUUGCAAUAGCAUUUGCAACAUCUUUGUAUUUUAAUAUAAUGCCGAAUACUGUACAUUAUGAUCAAACAAAGAUGAGAGUUCAUUUGAAAGAAAUGUUUCAAAAUAAUCGUUUGGCUCAAUUUCCGGUAGUAUCAAAUAUUUCAAAUAAUGUUCAAAACAUAGCAAUGAUAACAGAGACUGAGAAGAAAAAAUCUCGUGCUAUAAAAGACAAAGAGAGAAAAAGAAAUGAAAGACUAAAGGAAACGAAUGAAGAGAAAUUCGAUCGACAAAGAAAAGAUAAAGAUAAUAAGCGUCGAAUUUAUGAAACAGAAAAUGGUAAGAAAGAAAAACUAGAAAAAAAUUUAACUUGGAAAAAAAAGAAAUUAUCAAUUGAAACAGAAAUAGAGAAAGAAAAGAGACAAGAACUAAAUUUGAAAUGUAAAAAGAAUGCAUUAUUAUUGGAACCAGAAAUGAAGAAGAAAGAGAGAUUAGAAAAAAAUGUAUCUUGUAAAAAGAAAAAAUUAUCAUUAGAAACAGAAAUUGAGAAGAAACAGAGCUCUGAAGGUAAAAAUUUUAAAGAAAAUAUUCGUUCAUAUAAUAGUUCGUUAGCUUUUGCCAGUAUGGGUGCUAAACUAGAAAUUCCAAAAGGUGUUGGUCCAUAUGUUUUUCGUAUACAUGGUCAAAUAUAUCAUUCUACAUAUUCUUUACAUCCAAAUGAUAAUGAUAAACGUAAAUAUGGUCAGUUGUACAUAAUUGACUCUAAAGAAGCUUUGCAAGACAGGGUAAAUAAUGAGUCUAAUAAAAAAUGUUUGCCAGAAUUAUUUUUUAAUUUAGAUAAUUUACUUAGAAUAGUUAGUCCAUUUGCUAAAUCGUUUAAAAUAAUGAGAGAAGUAGAAAUCGAAGAAGAAGCACGAGCUAAAUUACUAAAUGUGCCGGUAAGAAAUAUUGAAAUGUGGAUUAAACGCGAUAGGUCAUUAAAUCAGAAAACAUUCAAUGUUCCGUCUUGUAAUGAAGUAGCUGUUAUAUUUGUUAGCGAAGAUGGUGAACCUCCUAUAGAACGUGAUAUAUGUAUAUACCCAAAAGAUUCUAAAAGUAUACCAAUUUCUAGUCUGAGCCCUAAUGUUGAUCCAAUGACAUAUCCUUUAAUGUUUCCUUCAGGUGAUCCUGGAUGGACUGUUAACAUUAAACAUUCUGAGGGCAACCGAAAUGUUACUCCUUUACAAUUUUAUAUGUAUCGUCUUUCAUACAGGGGAACUUUUAAUCCAUGUUUAGCAUUAGGAAAAUUAACGCAACAAUAUAUAGUUGAUGUUUGGUCAAAAGUAGAAGGCGAGCGCUUAAAAUAUAUUCGUUUUCAACAAAACAAACUUCGAGCAGAAAUGUAUUGUGGAUUAAUGGACUAUAUAAAUAAUAAAGCGAGAGAUGAAAAUGUUCGUCCAGGAAAACUUAUUAUUUUACCUUCAACAUUUACUGGAGGACCACGUUCUUACCAACAAUCUUUUAUGGAUGCUAUGCGAUUAGUACAAGAAUUUGGAAAACCAGAUUUGUUUAUUACAAUGACCUGUAAUCCAAAAUGGUUGGAGAUUAAAGAAAAUUUGUUGGAUGGAGAAAUAGCGUCUGAUCGACCUGAUAUUAUAGCUAGAGUUUUUCACAAAAAAGUACAAGAGUUAAUGAAAGAAAUAAAAGAAAAGCAAAUUUUUGGACCAGUUAUUGCAUUUGUUUAUGUAAUAGAAUUUCAAAAACGUGGAUUACCACAUGUGCAUUUAGUUUUAUUUUUAAGUGAAAAAAUUCGUGAUGCUGAAAGUGUAGAUCAAAUAAUAUGUGCUGAAAUUCCAGACGAAACAAAAAAUCCAGAACUUUUUAAUAUUGUAAAGCAGUUUCAAGUACAUGGGCCUUGUGGGAAAAAAAAUAUGAAUUCACCAUGCAUGGAUUCUAAGAAAAAAAUUUGUUUAAAACAUUAUCCAAAGCCAUUUUGCGUAGAAACUAAUUAUCAUUCUAAAAAUUAUCCAGAAUACAAGCGAAGAAAUGAUGGAAAACAAAUUAUUUUUUAUAAUAAAGAUGGGUCAAUUAAAUGUACAGCGGACAAUUCGAUGAUUGUAUCAUAUAACCCAUAUUUAAGUAAAACUUUUGCAUGUCAUAUUAAUGUUGUAGCAUGUGGUAGUACAGGUGGAAUCAAAUAUUUAUUUAAAUAUUGUUAUAAAGGUCAUGAUUGUGCAAUAGUAGGUUAUAAGGAUGAUAAUCAGGAAAUGCAAUAUGAUGAAAUCCAACAUUAUUUAAAUACACGGUAUGUAUGUCCACCAGAAGCAAUGCAUAGAUUACACGAAUUUCCUAUGCACGAACAAUCACACGCAACAUAUAGAUUAGCUAUACACUUGCCUAAUCAGCAGUCAGUAUGUUUUAAAGAAGGAUUAGAAAAAGAAGCAGUUAAUAAAUUUAAAAACACGACUUUAACAGCAUGGUUUAAAUUAAAUGCAGAAAAUUCUGAUGCUUGCAAGUAUUUAUACACAGAAAUACCACAUAAAUAUGUUUUUGUUGAAUCAUCAAAAACUUGGAAAAUAAGAGAGCGAAUUACUAAACCAUUGAUAUGUCGUAUGUAUUUUGUUAGUCCAAAAGAUAUAGAAAGGUACUAUUUGCGAGUUUUAUUACUUUAUGUACGUGGUGCUAAAUCAUUUGAAGAUAUAAGAACAUAUGAAGGUGUAACGUAUAAUACUUUUACAGAAGCAGCACGUGCCAGAAAUUUGAUGAUAGAUGAUAAUGAAUGGGAUAAUUGUUUGUCUGAAGCUGUAAGUCUAAAAUUUCCUAAAGAACUUUGUCGUUUAUUUGCAUAUAUAUGUGUAUUUGGAUUGCCUGUAAACGCUAUUAAUUUAUGGAAUAAGUAUAAAGAAUAUAUGAUUUUUGAUAAUAAUUUACCUGAGGAAGUAUCAUUUCAAAAAGCAUUAGUUAUAAUUAAUGAAAUUUUAAGUUUUCAUGGAUUUGCGUUACAUCAAUUUGGUUUGCCAAAUAUUGAUCAAAAAGUUCUUAAAGAUUGUGAUAUUGUAAAUAAGGAAAAUAAUGAGUUAGCAUUUCAAUUACUUAAAAAGGAGGCUGAAACUCUUAUUAAAAGUUUGAAUGAUGAACAGCGUAAAGUUUUUAAUGAUGUCAUGAUGGCAAUACAUAAUGAUGAUUACAAUAAAAGAUAUAUUUUUCUUGAUGGGCCUGGUGGAAGUGGCAAAAGUUAUUUACAUAAUACAAUUAUUACUGCUGUUGAAUGUGAAAAAAUGGUUGCUGUAUCCGUUGCAUGGACAGGGAUAGCUGCUAAUCUUUUGAAAGGUGGACGAACGUCACAUUCUAUGUUUAAAUUUCCCAUACCAAUAAACGAAGAUUCAACAUGUAAUAUAAGCGGAAUGUCAAAACAUGCUGAACUUUUAAGAAGUGCUAAAAUCAUAAUUUGGGAUGAAAUAACAAUGGCACCAAAAUAUGCUUUGCAAGCUAUGGAAUCUAUGUUAAGAGAUAUUACAAAAUGUAAUAAACCAUUUGGAGGUAAAGUUAUUUUACUCUCAGGAGAUUUUAGACAAACUUUGCCAAUUGUUCCUCACGGUAGUCGCACUCAUAUUGUUGAGGUAUGUGUGAAAAAUAGUAAACUAUGGCAAUAUUUCGAAAGUAGAUCUUUACAUACUAACGUUAGAUUAAAUAUUAAUGAAAUUGAAUUUUCAAAAUGGUUAUUAAAUGUUGGGAAUGGUACACCUAAUAGUAUGUUUGAAAGACAAAAUAAUGUUUUAGAAAUUCCACAAGAUUUGAUUUCAAAUGGGAAUUUGAUUGAUGAAAUAUAUGGAUCAUCAAUAAAUCCAAAUGAUUCGUCUGUCUAUUCUUCCUGCAUUCUUUCAUUAACUAAUGCUGAAGUAUUAGACAUGAAUGAACAAAUUUUGGCAAAAUUAGAAAGCAAAGAAGUUGUUUAUUAUAGUAUUGAUUCACAGAUUGAUAAUGAUUCAAAAGACUUAAAUAAUAUUGUUCCAGUAGAGUUUUUAAAUAGUUUAACACCAGAUGGUAUGCCUCCUCAUAAAUUAUCAUUGAAAGUAGGAUGUAUAAUCAUGAUCUUAAGGAAUAUGAAUUUGGUUCAGGGACUAUGCAAUGGAACUCGAUUAGUUGUAAAAUCUUUAUUAAAAAAUGUAAUUUGUGCAGAAAUAAUUACUGGUAAAUCAAAGGGUGAAAUAGUUUUUAUUCCUCGUAUUGAUUUAUCUCCUACAGAAGAAACAUUUCCUUUUAAAAUGGUAAGAAGACAGUUUCCAAUAAGACUUGCUUAUGCAAUGACAAUCAAUAAAUCUCAGGGUCAAUCUUUUGAUAGAGUAGGAAUAUAUUUACCAAUUUCAUCAUUUGGUCAUGGUCAAAUGAUAAUUGGUUAUAUUAAAGAUAAUAAGGAUAAAGAUUAUAUAAAGGAUAAUGAUGAUAUUAAGGAUAAAGAUUACAUAAAGGAUAAUGAUGAUAUUAAGGAUAAUGAUGAUAUUAAGGAUAAUGAUGGUAUUAAGGAUAAUGAUGAUAUUAAGGAUAUGAAUUAUUAUUAUUAUUAUGUUAAAGAUAAUGAUGAUAUUGCAUUAAGAGAAAUAGAUGGUGCGGGAUGCUGA
This is a messenger RNA of Leptopilina heterotoma, 5247 nucleotides long. RefSeq lists its product as uncharacterized. Lineage: Eukaryota; Metazoa; Arthropoda; Insecta; Hymenoptera; Figitidae. The transcript is spliced from 6 exons. Gene Ontology annotation, molecular function: cysteine-type peptidase activity; DNA helicase activity. The coding region runs from base 1 to 5247 and encodes 1748 amino acids. The record is from RefSeq and is a predicted model, not a curated record. Gene Ontology annotation, biological process: telomere maintenance; DNA repair; proteolysis.